Molecule: messenger RNA, 2730 nt
Organism: Aedes albopictus (Asian tiger mosquito)
Lineage: Eukaryota; Metazoa; Arthropoda; Insecta; Diptera; Culicidae
Product: facilitated trehalose transporter Tret1
Exons: 3
Coding region: 765-2222 (485 amino acids)
Biological process (GO): carbohydrate transport; transmembrane transport
Cellular component (GO): membrane
Molecular function (GO): sugar transmembrane transporter activity
Source: RefSeq, a predicted model, not a curated record
UAUCUAGCGCGCACUGCUGCAUUUCUCAUAGAGCCCGUUAUCUGAAUCAUCGCUGUUGGUGCGGACUCCAGUAGUGAUAAGCUACCUGUCACCACGUAGAUACGUACACUCAUCGCGGCCGUCGGUGUGGACCAUUCUUAGUAGGCCGAAUUCUUCGUCGCAAUUGUAGGCAAAUUCUUGAUUCGAUCAUAGUAGUCGUCGCCGUCGUUGUCGUCCGUCUUCGUCGCGGAUUGCUGAAACGGAUUGUGUGAUAACCGCGCCCAUAAUCAAACCUAAUCAGAAGAAGGAUCCACUUGAAGUGCGCGCAGCGUAGAAGAAGACCUGCGCAGGUGGCGGGCGGGUGGUGGCUGACGGGCGACGGUGAUGUGGUGAACCAGCUGUUGAUCACACUAAAUGGAUUGUGUUGCGAAUGCGAAGGCGGACUAUAGAGAUUGUUGUGGUGGACGACAAAACUCUUUCGGCCGCUGCCGAACGGAGCCAGUGCGCGUCGGGAUAUGGUUCUAGGUGGAUCGUACCGUUACACACAGUAUCGCCGGUUGUUGUUGUUCGUUGUCGUGGCCUUCCUUAGUCGGUGAAUUGUGCGUUUGAUCCCGAACAAGAAAGGGAUUGCAUUCAUGUUGAUGUUGUAUUGUUGAACCGGGUGAAAGUGAGUGGAAAGAACUAGAAUCUGGAUUGAUAGUGAAAGUGUGAGCUUUGUUGUUUUCUGCAUUUCAAGUGAUCGGAGCUGAAUUUGUCACCAAUAUUGGACCAAUACGCGCGAAACGAUGAGCAGCUUCGUGGUGAACAACGUGGCCGGUGAGUCCGGCCGGAAGCUGCCACAGUACAUUGCCGGGCUGGCCGCGUCCGGAGGUGCCCUGGCAGCCGGUACCUUCCUCGGGUGGACCUCGCCGGCGGAGAUUCCACUGGUGCAGAAGCAGGAGUACGGCUUCCCGAUCAGUACCGAGGACUUUUCUUGGAUCGGAUCGAUGGCCAAUCUGGGUGCGGCGCUCAUGUGCUUCCCCAUUGGGAUUCUGAUGAAGAUGAUUGGUCGGAAGUGGGCCAUGUUGACGAUGGUUCUUCCGCUGCUGCUCGGCUGGUUGCUGAUCAUCUUUGCGAACAACGUUGCUAUGCUGAUGGUUGGGCGGUUCUUCCUCGGUAUCGGAGGUGGUGCGUUCUGUAUUGCGGCGCCGACCUAUACGGCGGAGAUUGCACAGUCUUCGAUUCGUGGAACGCUGGGAACGUUCUUCCAGCUGCUGGUCACCAUCGGUAUUCUGUUCGUGUAUGGAGUCGGUGCCGCUGUGAACGUACAGGUGCUGAGCAUCAUCUGCGGUGUGAUUCCGCUGGUGUUCGGAUUGAUCUUCUUCUUCAUGCCGGAGAGUCCUCACUACUUUAUCGAAAAGAACCGCGAGGAUGAUGCGUCCAAAUCCCUUAAGUGGCUUCGCGGAAACCGCUACGACGAACGGGCCGAGAUCGAAGAACUGAAAGCCGAAGAUGCCAAAAUUCGCGAGGAUAAGAUCACCUUCGUCCAAGGCUUCAAGCAGCGUGCCACCAUCCGGGCACUAAUCAUCUCCCUUGGCCUAAUGUUCUUCCAGCAGCUGUCCGGUAUCAACGCCGUCAUCUUCUACACCACGACCAUCUUCGACGAUGCCAACACCGGGCUGGAAGCCACCGCGGCCACGAUCAUCGUCGGUGUUAUCCAGGUCGUUGCGACACUCCUCGCCACGUUCAUCGUGGACAAAGCCGGCCGGCGAAUCCUGCUGAUGAUCUCGGACUUCUUCAUGGCCGUCUCCACCAUCCUCCUCGCCGUGUACUUCCAGCUCAAGGAAGACGACGCCUCCCAGGUGGCAAACCUCGGCUGGCUCCCGGUCCUGGCCGUGUGUCUGUUCAUCGCCAUGUUCUCCAUCGGUUUCGGACCGAUCCCGUGGCUCAUGGUCGGCGAACUGUUCGCCAACAACGUUAAGGCCUACGUCAGCCCUCUGGCCGGUGUGUUCAACUGGCUGCUCGCUUUCCUCGUAACGAAGGUCUUCACCAACCUUCGGGAUGCCCUCGGCAUCGCCGGAGUGUUCUGGUUGUUCUCCGGCCUAUCACUCCUCGGCACCGUGUUUGUGUUCUUCAUUGUACCGGAAACCAAGGGCAUCACCCUGGCGGAAAUCCAGCGAAUGCUCUCCGGCGAAAAGGUGCGACGCUCCAGUGGCCACAGCAAUCCAGCGAUGGAGGACGACGAGAAACCCGAAACCCGUUAAGAAGUGCGGGCACUCUCGAUUGUAGGCUAUAUUUAUAUUGUACAUAUUUUCCAACGUUUGAGGCCAACUCUACUAGAUAUACUGCUAAGCCGAAAGUCUAAGGAACUGAAACAUCACUUCACUCGACUGAGAGAGAGAGAGAGAGGCAGAGGCCCGGUGUGCUACUGAUAUGUAUUAUCGAUUUUUUUUAAUGUUAACGAUAGUAAUUUAUGUAUAGCAAAGUAGCGGAUGAGUGCAUUGUGAGUGCUCACGAGAGAGAUUUGAGUGAUAGCAAUAUAUCCAACCAUCACGAGGAUUAACUGUGUAAACCCACUUCCGAAUUUCAGGUCGGGAAUGUCAUGUUACGUCGUUAUCAUAAUCGUGUAACAGUUUUAUGGGGGUCUAUUGUAGUUGGUAGAGUCGGCAAAUUAGUGCAUGUGGUAUUCCGUUAGUCGACUGUUCAACUUUACUGAUGUAUGGUAGAUCCCUUGUGCGAAAUAUGAUUAAACAAUAAAACACUGAAAACUGA